Arabis nemorensis is the source of this 351-nucleotide messenger RNA. The record is from the annotation of a GenBank genome assembly. NCBI's taxonomy places the organism in Eukaryota, Viridiplantae, Streptophyta, Magnoliopsida, Brassicales, Brassicaceae.
AUGAAGAAGAGCCUGUCUCGUUACAACAACGUGAUUGCAUACGUUGCAGAAACAAAAGAGCCUGUCAAGACAGUGUCUGUUAAAACAGAAGCUGCUGUAACAGAAACUGCUGAAACAGAUGAGGGCUACUCGGAUGAAGAGGAGAUGCCUACCUAUGAAGACUUGCUACAAAACUUUAUCAACACAUGCAGUCAAAAUGUCAAGCUAAUAAAAGAGAAGAAGGAGCUAGGCGAUCAGAUUGAAGACUUGAAAAAUGAGCUUCAACAAAAAGAAGAAGAAGAGUUAAUUUCUAUACAUCGUGAUCUUGAAGAAACCAGAAAAGGAGUAAAGAUGUUGAACAGCCAAGCUUGA